This is a messenger RNA of Cylicostephanus goldi, 495 nucleotides long. The record is from the annotation of a GenBank genome assembly. NCBI's taxonomy places the organism in Eukaryota, Metazoa, Nematoda, Chromadorea, Rhabditida, Strongylidae.
AUGACGCAUUUGGAUAGCGAUAAUGGAGAUCGUCUUCGAGCUAAACUUUUGCAUAGGUCCCACACAGCUGAGCGUGUAGCUCGCAAUUGGGCUACGGUUUUUGCGCAUAAUUAUGUCCGUGAGAUCUCUUGUUUUGGAACCCCUCCUCGUGAUCUGGAUAUCUUCCCAUCUGAUGGAAAGCGAAAUGGUGCUGUUACGUGGAUCAAAAGCUUGAAGCGGACGCGUUCUGAUGAUAGGAUACCACAGAUUGAAUGUCCUGAUGCUGAAAGCAUGGGCGACUCGGUCUUUGAUGCACCUAUGGAAUCUGCUGACUCAUCGAGAGGUGCAGAGAUUGAUAGGGGAAGCGACUCUGGUUGUUCAAGUGAACGAGCAGGAAGGAGCGCUACAAAGAAAGAUAUAUCGAAGCAAAGCCCUUGCAUUUGUGACGUAGAUGAAAAGUUCAUCAAUACUCGAUGUGGUUCUCCUUCUUCGGCAGUGUUAUGCUGUAUUGGGUAA